CCCGCUCCAGUCACCACACCGUCACCGAUGCCGAACCCCGUCGCAUCGACACUCACUCCCUCGCAGUCGAACAAGCUAUUCGAUGUCGCGAACCUCAAGGACGACGGCUCGAACUUCCCCAUGUGGAAGUUCCGGCUCCAGAUGAUCCUGGAGUCACGCGAGCUCUGGGCGACCGUCAAUCGCACCGAGCCGCAGCCG
Molecule: messenger RNA, 198 nt
Organism: Trametes versicolor FP-101664 SS1
Lineage: Eukaryota; Fungi; Basidiomycota; Agaricomycetes; Polyporales; Polyporaceae
Exons: 1
Source: RefSeq, a predicted model, not a curated record